Messenger RNA from Sclerotinia trifoliorum, 2215 nucleotides. NCBI's taxonomy places the organism in Eukaryota, Fungi, Ascomycota, Leotiomycetes, Helotiales, Sclerotiniaceae. The record is from the annotation of a GenBank genome assembly.
GCCAGUACUCCUUUCAACUUUUUUAACGUCAUGAUAAGACACAUUCAAUUAUUCGACAAAGUAUGCGGUUAACAAAUAUAUAAUAAGUAACAAUUACACAUUUUAUGUUUCUUUUAAAACCCCAAUCACAAUGAUGGAGGAAUUUGCGUCGCAGGAAGAGCCAGUUCCUCGCGGCAGCUUGGAGUUCACUGAAAGCUCAAUUCUGGACACAAUCAUCCCGUUGGCUAGUGAUUUGAAUAUAGAGGAAGCUUUGAGCGGGAGUAUAGAAAAGCUCGAUGAGGGCCGUAGUUCUCCAUUAGCUGCCAUUCCCCAAAGACACGCUCUCUAUUUUGGUUAGUCCUCCGAAUUACUGAAAAAGCUCUCUAUCUUACUCAUUCAUAGAUGCUAGAUGAAACCGUCAAUAUUUAUGUCGUUCUACAAACUCCUUACUUUGACGAACGAUCUCUUCGAUCCUAUCUCAACAGACUUAUAAUAAAUCUGGAAGCUCACGUUAUAAAUACGAACGCCGAGCAUCAAGAUGGCUCGGCGGGACGUGAGCUUAUUUACAAGGGUUCUGUAGAAGAUACCGACGAGCCAUUGAUAGUUGUACAAGGCUCAGAUGAGGCUGAUGGUGCCAAUAAUGAUGGUCAUAUACUUUUGAUUUGGAAACUUGCGGCAUUUCUCGGUAGACCACGGCUACGCUUGCAGAGCCCUUCUGUGGUAUUUGUGGCCACGGCAAACCUCAAAGCAGCGGAGCAAGUUGAUACAGAUACAUUGCGGCAGGAGUAUCUCCCAAGUCAGGUCCCAUCCGGCUUGAAUCUCCUUGAAGCUUUCAGUAGUGAUGCAUAUCUCAAAGGUAUCAAACCACGAUUGUCCGCAUUACGAGUCGCCAGAGUCGCACCAGCAGCGCAAAUAGCUCGCGACUUAGCUCGACCUUUUAAGAAUAUCUCACGGCAGUCAAUUAAAGUAUACCCAGCUAUAAAUGCCCGCGUCAGAUAUUCGAGGCCAAAUGGUACACCCAGCAAUACUUCAGUAAUAGCUUCGCUAGAUAUUGAUAUUACCCCUUUUGUGAAUUGUGACAUUAUCCUCACAGAUAUCCAAAUACAGGUGUGCGGUGGUCAAGUACAAGAUUUAAAUCAAAUUCCGGGCCUAAUACUCCCAAUUACUUGUCAACCGCAAGAUGAUAUUACCUUCCUCUAUCAAAUAUUACCUGAUGACAUUGACGCUGCUAAUAAGUCUCAAAUUCGAGCCAUCGAUAUUUCCAUCACCGCCACGGCAAAUGUCAGUAGUGUCUGUAGACCAAAGAUCAUGAUGCAAUGGUCUGCAUCCCUCGAUUUUACACCUCCUAUUAACAACGGCUUUGGUCAACCUACAAAACCUAUUCAGCGACCUCAUAGACCCUCUGCACUGUCUAUCGGCGCAACAUUUGACAGUAUUCCAACAAUUUCAACUCUAACAGUCCCUCAUCCCGAUUCUCUUCCAACAAUAGAAGCGACCGCUCCAACACGUUCUCAUCAUCGACAUCAAAACUCUGUCCCAGAUUUUGGAGUUACCAUGACAUUCUCCUCGCCAUCUACGUCUUCAAUAUAUCCAGGACACCCCUUCAUCUGGUCUAUUUUCAUAGUGAAUCGAUCCGAUCGACCCCGCAAGCUUGCUCUCCUUGUCUUACCAAAAAGACGUCGAACUGAAGCUCGUAUAACACGCCCUCCUUCUGCUGGUCAUGGAAGCGCACGUCGAGAUCCAAAGGUUGCGGACGCUGUCCUCGAUGACAACAUAAUAUAUGCCAUUCAACGAAAUUCCGCCAUGGAAUCAAGUGAAAUUGUAUGUCUGAGUACGGAUACCCGCAUAGGGCCACUUGCACCAUCAGCAUGCUACGAAGUUGAGCUCAAAUUCAUGGCAUUGAAGGAAGGUAUUGUGGGAGUAGAAGCAGUAAGGGUAGUAGAUUUGGGAACACAAGAACAUGUAGAUAUCAAGGAUUUGCCGACGAUCGUCGUUAAACCUGAGCCCAAGGAGUAAAUAGUCAUGGUUGGAUUGUCAAAUGGUAUUAUCGGAUCAAUUUGGUAUAAUGUGUUAUGAGUUCCAUAAGAUGGGUUUCAUAUUGAAUAGCAAUAUUUAUCCUCAGUACCCUUUAUACACCCAUGAUUGUUGUGUUGUGGUGGGUAGAGAUAACAAGGUAAAGAGUAUCUUGAUUCGAAUUAUAGCAACCAUUGAAGAUCCUACACCAUCUCAUCCUAUC